Paramuricea clavata is the source of this 2773-nucleotide messenger RNA. The record is from the annotation of a GenBank genome assembly. Lineage: Eukaryota; Metazoa; Cnidaria; Anthozoa; Malacalcyonacea; Plexauridae.
AUGACGAUUUGUAGUUCGCCAAAAAGUUAUUUUAAUAUAAAUGCUAAUGACCCUUCUCCACUUGUGAGUGAUGUUGUUCCUGUCCUACCUGCGAGUAAUGCAGACUUAAUGCCCAAAAGUUCUCUUGGUGUAGAAGUUAAUGUCCCUGUCCCAAAUGUGAGCGAUGCAAACUUACCGCCAACCAAUGAGAUGCAAGUUCCCAGAAAUGAAACGCCUUGUCCGUUUAUUUUGAGGCGUGGCUGGUGCUUAAAAGGUGAACAGUGCGACUUUUCUCAUCGAAAUAUGGUUAAUAAUGAUCAAGCUCGCCAGCAUUCCAACGAUAAAAAAGGCUCCAUAUUUUGUCCGUUUCUACGUAAGAAGGGCUAUUGUUUGAAAGAAUCCAGAUGUGAUUUUUCCCAUGUCGAACCCUAUUCGUAUCCAACUGGAAAUCAUCCGGUAACAAAUGAUAACUUACAAUGCCCCCAAUUACAUCCUUUUUUAGGAAGUCACGACCUACAAAAUAUUCCGACUUUGAUGCGCCAACUCGAAACAAGAUUACAGAGUCUCGAGUAUGCUCAAAUACCUCACCCCCCUUAUCACCGGUAUUCAGUGUCUCAACCGCUGUUCCCUCCACCAAAAUCAAUGUAUCCACGACCACUAAUGAUGACCCCAGUUCAUCCCCCUCAGUAUUUACGUCGCCCACGCGACAAAAUGAACGAGCAGUAUCCCCCAAAUUACCUUCUGCGCCCACGCGACAUAACGAACAAGCAGUAUCCCCCAAAUUACCUUCCGAGGCCAUGGUUACCCCAACCCUGGCCAACGCACCCACCAUUUCCACGUCGUAUGUAGCUCGUGAUAACAAUUUCCCGCUCCCUACCCUGCUGGUGGCCAAUGUCCGUUCUAUAAUUAAUAAAAUAGACGAACUAGAGUUGGUAGCUCAAAUUAACCAAGUUGAGGUCAUAUGCAUUACUGAAUCUUGGCUUAACACCUCUGUUGUGGACUCAAUGAUUUCGUUAUCGAACUUCAUCCAAUUCAGAAAUGAUCGCACAUACUCCUGCGGUGGCGGCGUUUCCAUUUAUAUUAAAGAAGAAAUUUACUGUAGGAGGCUCGAGCAUUUCGAAGAUUCAGCCAUUGAAUCCCUAUGGUUACUACUUAGACCUAAGCGUUUACCAAGAUCUAUAUCCGCUCUUCUACUUGCAGUCAUUUACCACACCACCUCCUCCGGCGCCAACGAGAACUUUGAACUGUACAACCAUAUCCAGCGUAAUGUCGAAUCCUUCCUUUCUCUGCAUCCUGAUGGUCUCGUGUUUGUGACUGGGGAUUUUAACCCUGUCCGUACAUUAUUUGAUGAAAAACGGUUGAAAAGAUUGUCCGGUUUAACUCAAAUUAUUAAUGUCCCAACAAGUCACAACGCCAUAUUGGAUUGGUGUCUCACAAAUGCCAAGAAAGUCGUUUUUGAUGUAAGCCGGCCUCCUCCUAUUGGCUCGAGCGACCAUAAUGUUAAAGUGGCACGUAGAAAGUACUAUGCCAAUUCCGUGCAGAAGUUGAAAAGUGCAAACCCUUCCAGAUGGUGGAAAGAGGUUAAAUCCAUAGGGGGCCUCUCUUCUCGGGAAUCUUGGGUACAUCAACUACUUUCUGAAGUAAACCCCACCUGUGAGGGCCUUGCUGAGUCAUAUAACGGAUAUCUUGUUGGACUUACUUCGCAUUUUAAACCCUUGUUAGAAUGCACCGAUGACCAGGAGACAGAAGUUCCCAACCAUCUACUCGUAAAUAUAGGGCAAGUUUAUUCAGUGUUGCGACGUCUUAAAACGACGAAGUCUCCUGGCCCAGAUGGUAUCCCAAAUAGGAUCCUGAAAACCUUCGCUUUUGAAUUUGCCCUAUCAUAAUGGACAUAUACAAUACAUCAGUGCUCCAGGGAGUCUUCCCUGAUCAGCUAAAACGUUCUAUCGUCGUUCCCAUUCCAAAAGUGUCACCACCUCAGACUAUUGAGGACGAUUUAAGACCUAUAUCACUCACAGCUCAGGUAUCUAAAGUGAUGGAAGGAUUUAUGCUACAGUCCUUCAUGUCGGAAGUGGGUCUUAAAUUGGACCCAAAGCAAUUUGCUCUUCCGGGAAAGUCAAUCACUCAGGCACUCGUUUAUCUCCUCCACUUGAUUCAUGCUGCUUUAGAUCAAGGCCACUGCUCUGUAAGAAUCUUUUUUGCUGAUUUCAAAAAAGGUUUUGAUCUCGUCGACCAUAAUGUCAUUAUUGAUGAACUUUUAAAAUUACAAGUGAGUCCUGCCAUUAUAAGAUGGAUAAAGUCGUUCCUUACCUCCCGCGAACAGUGUGUUAAAAUCGGACCAUCCUUUUCCUCAUGGAAACCCGUUAACGGUGGCCUACCUCAAGGACCUAAACUUGGCCCUCUUCUCUUUGCCAUUUUGGUCAAUUCCCUCCUACAGGACUGGAAUGGGCGGAUAAAGUUUGUAGACGAUGCUACUGCACUAGAAAUUGUUCCACGUUGCUCUCCUAGCUUGCUACCUAUUCUUGUAAAUGAUGUAUCUCAGUAUGCCUCAAGUAGAGGAAUGAAGCUUAACAGUAAGAAAUGUAAGGAGAUGACAAUAUCCUUCCUCCAAUACCACCUUCCACUUGAUAAUGCGAUCUAUAUAGAUGGUUCGCCAGUGCAAUCAGUAUCCUCCUUUAAACUGCUCGGUGUGCUACUGAGAGAGGAUCUAUCUUGGUGUGAUCAUGUCGACUAUGUGAUUAAAAAAGCAAAUUCCAGACUCUAUGCAUUGCGGAAGUUAAAAAGGCUGGGUUAA